AUGAAUCGCAUAUUUGGCUCUUCUUCAAGCAAGAAGCCAAAAUCGACACUCCAGGAUGCCAUCAAUGCAACAGAUGCGCGCGUUGCCUCCGUAGAAGUAAAGAUCAAGAAGUUGGACGGAGAGCUCUUCCGCUAUAAGGAGCAAAUGAGCAAAUUGCGCAAUGGACCUGGUAAAAAUGCGAUCCAACAGCGGGCUUUGAGAGUACUGCAGCAGAAGAAGCUGUAUGAAGGGCAACUAAACCAGCUCCAGCAGCAGACAUUCAAUAUGGAGUCCGCUGCCCUCACCACUGAUAACCUACGGAAUACGAUGGCCACCGUGGAUGCCAUGAAACUGGCGAACAAGGAGAUGCGUAAACAGUACGGAAAGAUUGAUAUCGACAAGAUUGAAAAUAUGCAUUAUGAUAUGGAAGAGCUCCUGGAACAGGCGAACGAGAUACAAGAGUCUCUGGGCCGGUCAUAUGCCGUUCCAGAUGAGAUUGACGAGGCAGAUCUUGAGGCUGAAUUGGAUGCCUUACAGCUUGAGGAAGAGGAAGAAGGUCCCUCAUAUCUUUCAGACCUCAAUAAGGUCCCAGACUUCGUUGAUGAGACUCCUGUAGAGAUAAGCGAGCCAACCACAAAGGAGGCCGUUAAGACAACAUGA
Molecule: messenger RNA, 639 nt
Organism: Suillus subalutaceus
Lineage: Eukaryota; Fungi; Basidiomycota; Agaricomycetes; Boletales; Suillaceae
Product: Snf7 family
Exons: 6
Coding region: 1-639 (212 amino acids)
Biological process (GO): vesicle budding from membrane; late endosome to vacuole transport via multivesicular body sorting pathway
Cellular component (GO): multivesicular body
Source: RefSeq, a predicted model, not a curated record